This is a messenger RNA of Hibiscus syriacus, 1019 nucleotides long. Its product is annotated as reticulon-like protein B9. Lineage: Eukaryota; Viridiplantae; Streptophyta; Magnoliopsida; Malvales; Malvaceae. The record is from RefSeq and is a predicted model, not a curated record. The transcript is spliced from 8 exons. The coding region runs from base 12 to 1019 and encodes 335 amino acids.
AGAUUCCAACAAUGCCCAUCUUUGAAUCAUCGUCCGACUCCGACAAUGAGACCACCCCACGGGUUAAGCUCUUUGCACGUCAUAGGCCUAUGGAUGCCAUUCUUGGAGGAGGAAAAGUUGCGGAUGUGUUUCUGUGGAGGAACACAGAGGUGUCAGCGGCUUUACUAAUGGGGGUAACAACCAUAUGGUUCCUUUUCGAGGUGGUCGAGUACAAUUUCGUCACCCUCCUCGGCCAGAUCUGCAUCACCACCGUGCUUGUCCUCUUCAUAUGCUCCAUUUCUGCUGAUUAUUUUGGAUGGAGUCGUCCGAAGAUCCCCGAGUUGUUGUCUAAUGAAAACAACUUGAAUGAAGUUGUUCCCGUCUUCCGGUGGAGGUUCAAUCAGUUCAUUAACAAAUUCUUCCACGUUGCCGGUGGAAAUGACCCUCUCAACUUCUUUCUGCUAUCACCAUCAGUGAUUGUUUCUCUGUACAUAAUAUCGGUGAUCGGACCUUAUUUCGACUUCGUGAAUCUCCUCUUCAUUGGCUUUGUGAGCAUGGAAACGUUGCCGUAUUUGUACAGUCGAUACGAGAAUGAAGUCGAUUAUCAUGUUGGGAAAAUGAUGAGGAAGGUGAGCAAAAUGUACAAGAGGUUUAAUUCAAGAGUUCUUAACAAGAUACCCAGAGCACCUUGGAAGGAGAAGCACUUAGAUGACCUUCGUAAACCUAAAUCCAACUUCAUUAGUCAAGCUCUGCAUGCAUACUUCGCCGCUUAUCAGAGCAUGCAGCCCUUCCAGACAAUUAUAACAAAUAAGAGAGAGAAAGCUGAAAAUUCUCUCAACUUUCCCCUCCCCGAGAAAGGGAACCGCGACAGAGCUCGCGGUGGCAAGCGACGACGCACAGCAGUUCCUGCGACCAAAGUGAUGUUUGGCGUAAGUGAUGACGAGGUAUCCUUAUUGAUCGGCGGUGAAGCAUUCGGCGGUGAAGCAUUCGGCGGUGGUCCAUUCACGAAGGGAGAGAGGCAGCGCCGACGGGAGAUGUAG